Messenger RNA from Drepanopeziza brunnea f. sp. 'multigermtubi' MB_m1, 2277 nucleotides. Lineage: Eukaryota; Fungi; Ascomycota; Leotiomycetes; Helotiales; Drepanopezizaceae. The record is from RefSeq and is a predicted model, not a curated record.
AUGCGCCACAUUUUUGAUCCGUCCGAGACGGGAAGCCACAACCCAGCAGGUUUAUGGGAUGACGUUGGUGGUGGUGGUGGUGGUGAUCUUCCGAAAAUCAUGGGAAGGCAGAUAUACCUACCUGGGCCUCAGGGAGAGAUGGACGCCGUCAAUGUUGUUCUUGUUCCAAAAGACCGCCCAAAGGAGCCGCUCCAGGAAAAAGAAUUCGCCGAGGCACUCGCUGCAAUUGAAGAUACAGGAGGACCAUUACUCGCGGCCGAAAGAAUUCAGCAAACGAUCACGAGUCUGGACCCUGUCUCCGCCCUGCGUGAACAGACUGCCACCAUUACGAACCAGUUCACGGCGGAUGGUCAUGAUAUGGCGCACGAUUCGACCAUCAGUGGAGCGAUCCAGAGCCAGGACCGACAUGGGCAGAGUCAGCUUGCAACGAGGGACAUUGGGUGGCACAGUCCAACGGCUGACAUACCAGACCCGUUGAUUGAGGGUAUAUCAAAUGGCAAAUUGUUCUCCAUAAUUCGGCGCUUCAACAAGGACGUUUUCGCAGUCAGCAGUGUUCCUCCUUCCAUCACCCAAGGACGACUUGAUUUGGAAGAAUCUUGGAGCGAUGAAUAUGCAUCCGACAAAAUAACUUUGAAUCUGCAGCGCUUGUACCUGAACACUGUUCUGGAAUUGGCAAGUUUCGGAAAACAAGUAUCCCGACUUCGUUCCUGGAAAGAGACGCCAAGAACUUCAGUCUUCUGCGCUAUGUACUCUGUGGCAUGGUACUUCGAUCUCCUCACCCCCCUCAUGCUUGGGACGCUGAUGCUUGUCAUCACUUCGAAGGAGUCUCGCGACUUGUUGUUCCCCCCGGCACCGAGAGCUCUUGUCAACAUGAGUACUGGAGGACUGCAACAACCGGCUUCUGGUCAGCUGGGGACACUCGAUAGUCUGACUGGAGCUUCCGAGAAGCAACAAGGCGAAGCCGUCGAAGAGGAAGCUGCGAACUUUGUCCACAACGUCAGGCAUCUCGUCCAGAGAGCAGUGGGAAUGCACGAAAAAGAAAGGGGUGAUGGAGACCCGCUUGAGGGCAAAGUGCCCAAGCCUGUGAGAAAAGCGGUCCGAGCUAUCAAAGCAAAGGGGACGAACGAGGGCCAUGCAACCGAGGAAGAUGACCAGACUCAGGGGCCGAUGGAGAACAUACUGUGGGAUAAGGCCAGCCCGGAGAAAUUGGCUAAGGUCAUGAAGAUUGCUCCGCAUGUUGUUGGAGAGUUUGUUGACAACUGGGAACGAUUUGCGAACGCAAUAUCUCCAACGCCGCCUUUCUCAAAGUACUCCUUCCUCAGGAUUGACGCAGUGGUCUUGCCCAUCUUCUUGUCAGCAUUCUUCAUCAGCAGCUAUAUGGUCUACAAAGCGGCAGGACUCGCAGUUGGCUUCGGUAUCUUCGGCGACCCGGUCCUUACCCCUGCUCUGCAAUGGCUCAAUCGCACAUAUCCGAACUGGUUAGAGCUAGUUCAACCAAAGAAUAAUAUCCUGCGCGGGGUUCCAACGAACAAACAGUUGGCUCUUACUCUUCUCCGCAUCGGCGAGGUGUACAACACUCCUCUUCCUCCUGUGCCGAGUUCAAAGGCGGACGACAAAGACCAAAUCCAAGACAUAGAUGUCGAAAAUAUCCCAAUUGAGGCCUCGGAGGCCCAAAAGCUGUCCGCCAUCCAAGAGUCGCCGCUCGAUGCUCUUCAUCGCCAAGAAAAAGAGUCUGAGCCUGAGCCUCAGCCAAAACACAAGCGCCUCUCCAAGAUAACCCGCAUCUUCAAAAGCAAUACCAAAGCUUCUGUGGAGACUAAACUUGCUGUAGAUCACGUCCGCGCGGCUGCAGGCUCGGAGAAAGCCAAAGGUCAUCUCGGCGUCCUUCCAAAACCCAAGAAUCUGAUCUAUGCGGGCCCUAGCCACUUCAAAGCUCGCUUCGAUGGUAAACAAGGCUGGUUGUACAUCACCGAAGGCCCCAAGCCCAUCCUACUCUACACGACCAAGGAUCCGCGAUCCGAGAGUGUGCAAGUGGAAGAUCUGGACCCGGUAGUGGCACUGGACGUGCGAAGCAUCCAACAGUUGAAGCGUGCGACGGCAUUCGCCAAUAAGCCCGCAGAGAUGGCAGCAGGCUGGAGCAGCGAAAAGGAGCUACUGGGGAGCGUGGAGAUUCAGGAUCUGAGCGGCAAAGAGUGGAGGUUUACGGCGUUGCCCGAAAGAGACGAGUUGUUUAACCGCUUGGUGGCUAUCGGGGCGCAGAGGUGGGAAAAUCUGUAA